AUGCCGAUUAUAACUAAACCGAAAAAUCCACGAGAGCCUCAGACUUUUUGGGAACGUUUAACACGCCGACGUGGUUGGGGGUAUCCCGAUAUACUUGACGUUCAGGGCUCUGUAUUCUUUAAUCUUGUACCCAUUCUCGUUUCUGCAACUUUGUGGACAAUUUUAAUCGCGGUCUUAUAUACAGUAUUUAAUAUAAACGUUUCCUUUUCCAGUAAUUUGACCGGAUCUAUUGCUUUGGUGGUCGGCCUCCUUUUGGCAUUCCGUACGAACAAUGCUUAUGAUCGAUAUAAUGAGGGACGAAAACUGUUUAGUAGUAUGUGUACAUAUGUCAGAAACUGUACACGUACUAUUUGGAUAGGUGUCGUAGAGAAAAAUGUAGAAGAUCGUCAAAAAAAAGUGGAACAUAUCAAAUUAUUAUUGGCAUUUGUAGUUGCCGUCAAGCAUCAUCUUCGAUUAGAAUUUGGCACGCAUUGGGGUGAUUUAAAUGACCUUCUUCUUCCUGAAGACUUCCAGUUUACAGAAUUUGAGGGUACCGCUGAUCAAACUGCCGUAAUUGAAGAAUCAGAAGGAAAAACUACGAUUGAAAUGCCACAUACACAUGUUACACGAACAUUAUCAAGUAGAAUUCCACCGACUCUUUAUGUUAAAGAAAUCCGUCCUAGUUUAAUUAAAAUGUCAGAAGUCGAAAGGAAAAAUUUGUACGGCGAUUGCGAAAGUGAUUUUGUUGAAGAUGAAAUUAUAUUUCAUUUGGGUAGAUAUAUUGAAAAACAAUGCAAAGACGACAAAUUCGAUCUGAGUAAAUUUGGAUCAGUUGUUGGAAAUUUAAAUUCCUUAAUCGAUUGUCUGGGAAAUUUGGAAAGAAUUGCAAAUACACCUAUCCCAACUGCAUAUAAUGUACAUCUCAAACAAGCUGUUAUGUUAUAUGUAUUUGCACUUCCAUUUACCAUAAUUGCUGAACUUGGUUGGUUUACUGUUCCCACGAUAUUUCUUGUAUCUUUUACUUUUUUUGGUAUCUUAGCUGUUGGCACAGAAAUUGAGAAUCCGUUUGGUUAUGAUGAGAAUGAUCUCCCAUUGGAUGAUUAUUGCAAAGAUAUGGAAGCAGAAGUCAAAUAUCUGGAAAGACAUCUUCCAACAACGAAAGU
This is a messenger RNA of Scutellospora calospora, 1142 nucleotides long. Lineage: Eukaryota; Fungi; Glomeromycota; Glomeromycetes; Diversisporales; Gigasporaceae. The record is from the annotation of a GenBank genome assembly.